Molecule: messenger RNA, 1020 nt
Organism: Bipolaris maydis ATCC 48331
Lineage: Eukaryota; Fungi; Ascomycota; Dothideomycetes; Pleosporales; Pleosporaceae
Source: RefSeq, a predicted model, not a curated record
AUGAUCACGACCACGACCAAGACACCAACCCUCACCUUGAGCGGCGUUCAAAAUGUUGCCAUGAAGAUGGAUGGCACAGAUGCCAAAUUUGGAGACUGGCGCGAUGACCUCGCACGAGACGGCUAUGCUGUCAUUAAAGGAGCUAUUCCUCAAGAAAGGGCAUUAAAAUACGCAGACAAAAUGUUCUCAUGGCUAGAGGGCUUUAACCUCGGAUUCGACCGCAAUGACCUAUCGACAGCGCACAAGGACAAGCUACCGCUCAUCAACGAAAAGGGCAUGUGUAUUCACUACGCCGUCACACAUGAAGACUUUGCUUGGGAGGUCCGCGGCGAGCCGGGCGUUAUCAGUGCCUUUGAGAAGGUAUACAACGACAAAGACCUCAUCGUCUCCUUUGACGCAAUCAACUUUACUUUUCCCGGCCGCUCAGAUAUUGCCCCCAAUAAGCCGUGGCCACACCAAGACCAGAACCCAGAGAAAGCUGGAUUUCGCUGUCUACAGGGUCUUGUCAACUUGCUUCCCAACGGUCCAGACGAUGGCGGUCUUAUCGUCUGUCCAGGCGGCCACUUGCUCUCUGAGGAGUUCCAUGCCGCCAUGAAAGACGAACCACGUAUCCCAGCGUGGACACCCGAAUGGUUCGGCUUUACUGAAAACGGCAUGAAGUGGCUGGCAGACAAAGGUCUCACAUGGACCAAGGUCUGCGCGGACCCAGGCGAUCUACUUGUUUGGGAUAGCCGCACGCCGCAUUACAAUCUGGCCUCGAAGACUCAUCAGCCGAGGUUUGCGAUAUACACGUGCUAUAUGCCCGUGGCGGAUGCUUCACAGGAGGAUUUGAUUCGCAAGAAGGAUGCCUAUGAGAGGUGGGUUGGUACAACUCAUUGGCCGAAUGCGAUGCAUACUGGUUCCAAUGUCGCUACGAGGGAUGGGGUGGAAGAUCCAUACAACCGCUUCGAGCCGGUCAAUAAGCCGGUCAUGAAUGAGCGGACAUUCAAGUUGACUGGCAUUCCCUAUAUCAAAACUUAG